UCUUAUUUAUAAGUAAAGUAUUUUAAGUUACAAAUAAAAAUAAUUUAGAAAAAAUAUUUGAACUUAUAAAAAGAUGUCAUCAUCAGUCAGUCUCUAUGGAUUGGCUACAUAAAAACGGAGAAGGGGAAGGCGUUGGAAGGGGAAAUAAGCGUGAUGGGAAAAGCAGGAGGGAGAAGAAAUUCUAACCUAAAUUAUGUGAAAAGAAUUAUAACCAAAAUUUAAGAUACAUCAAAAGUUUUAAUUCAUUGCUGUUGAAUGUAUAAAUAUCAUUUGUUAAAUAUCAGGGUAAUUUCUGCAAAUGAGACCUGUCUUAAGAAAAAUUAUUGGAUCUGUUGCUGAUAUUGUAAAAUACGCAUGUAUUGUUCAUUGUACAUUAGAAUAUGUUGGAGAUUUUGUAAUAUGUAGUGGGCCUUCGAUGGAGCCAACCCUUCAUACAAAUGACGUUUUAUUGACGGAACAUUUCACCCCAAGACUCAGGGAUAUUAAAAGAGGCGAUAUUCUUAUUGUAAAGUGUCCCACAGAAUGUGAACAGUUGAUAUGUAAAAGGGUAACAGCCCUUCCAGGCGAUAAAGUCCAAGUUGGAUAUCAGUCUUCAGUAGUUAUACCUAUGGGGCACAUGUGGCUAGAAGGCGAUAAUUAUUUUAACUCAUUAGAUUCCAGAUCUUAUGGACCUGUUCCUCAGGGAUUAGUUCGUGGAAGAGCGUUAAUGAAAGUCUGGCCGUUCAGUAGCGCUUAUGUUCUUAAAUAAGUGUGUAGGUAUUAUAUAAGUAAGUCUUAAAGUAAUGUUAUUAGUGCUUAAGAUUGAAAUUUUUGUAUUAUUAUUGCUAAAUCAAUAAAAACUGAAAGCUCCUGUAUUAUUGCUGGUAAUUAAAAAGAAUGAAAUAA
This is a messenger RNA of Agrilus planipennis (emerald ash borer), 885 nucleotides long. Its product is annotated as mitochondrial inner membrane protease subunit 1. The transcript has 2 exons. Gene Ontology annotation, molecular function: serine-type endopeptidase activity. The coding region runs from base 299 to 748 and encodes 149 amino acids. Gene Ontology annotation, cellular component: membrane; mitochondrial inner membrane peptidase complex. NCBI's taxonomy places the organism in Eukaryota, Metazoa, Arthropoda, Insecta, Coleoptera, Buprestidae. The record is from RefSeq and is a predicted model, not a curated record.